GUCGGCGAGAAUUACGCUGUAAAAAUCUAGAAAAGCAAAACUAAAAGAGGAAUUAUCAGAGGAGGAGAAGCGCACAGUAGGAACCAUAGAGACGGUCCAACCCUAGAUUAGAUGAACGGUGAGUUGACUUCUUUUCCAUUAUCGACCCACUCAUCUCUCGCCACGUCAUAAGCUUUGUAAUCCAUACCCUGAACCGGCAUCCUCUCUGUCAUCGAAAAACCCAAUUCCGCCGCCGGCGAAUCCUCCCCGGGAAAAAAAAACUCUGACAGUAAGAUUGCUUUUAUUCCUUAACCGUUGCUUAGUUCCUCUUAACAUCUCAAAAAAGUUCGAUACUUUCUGAUGAUUUACGUGGAUUUCAGGAUUGAUAAUGGUGAUGCUGCCGGCAUGAUAAUGGAGAUUCCAGUGGAGAAUCAUAAUGAAAUGGAUGAAAGCUCUGGUCAAGCAAUGACUCUUGAGCAAGACGACGAAAACCAUAAUGAGAUAGGUGAAAGUUCUAAUCAAGCAAUGCCUCUUGAGCAAGACGAGAAGGUAGAUCCGGAUUCUAUCCCUCUGGAUGUUUCUGAUAUGGCGGAGGAGGAGGAGGAGGAGGUUCAAGGUGAUGAGCCUUAUGUCGGACAGGAGUUUGAAUCUGAAGCAGCUGCACAUGGGUUUUAUAACGCUUACGCUACGAAAGUAGGGUUCGUCAUCCGAGUUAGCAAACUGUCACGGUCAAGGCAUGAUGGAUCUCCCAUAGGAAGGCAACUUGUUUGUAACAAGGAAGGGUAUAGGUUGCCUAGCAAGCGUGACAAGGUUAUUAGACAAAGAGCGGAGACGAGGGUUGGGUGUAGAGCAAUGAUUUUGAUUAGGAAAGAAAAUUCUGGUAAAUGGGUUAUUACAAAGUUUGCCAAGGAGCAUAACCAUCCUUUGAUGCCUGGAAGAGUUCGAAGGGGUUGCAUCUAUGAUCAGUAUCCGAAUGAGCAUGACAAAAUCCAGGAGCUGAUGCAGCAGCUAGCUGCAGAGAAAAAGAGAGCUGCUACUUACAAAAGACAUCUGGAGAUGCUCUUUGAACAGAUUGAGCAGCACAAUGAAAGCCUUACUAAGAAAAUCCAGCACAUUGUAGACAAUGUGAGGGAUCUGGAACAGAGAGAUCAUCAACAGAACCAAGUAUAGUCUUAGUUUGAUUAGGAGAUAGGUCUUCUCUUCUUUAUUCGCUUCCCCAUUCUCUCUCUUUUAAUAAACAUUUGUCUUAUCAAGAAACAAAGAGCUUGCAAUUACCUUCAACAAAGUUUUGUUAUUUCUU
Molecule: messenger RNA, 1279 nt
Organism: Raphanus sativus (radish)
Lineage: Eukaryota; Viridiplantae; Streptophyta; Magnoliopsida; Brassicales; Brassicaceae
Product: protein FAR1-RELATED SEQUENCE 6
Exons: 3
Coding region: 340-1149 (269 amino acids)
Source: RefSeq, a predicted model, not a curated record